Messenger RNA from Trichogramma pretiosum, 1831 nucleotides. Its product is annotated as sensory neuron membrane protein 1-like. Lineage: Eukaryota; Metazoa; Arthropoda; Insecta; Hymenoptera; Trichogrammatidae. The coding region runs from base 241 to 1812 and encodes 523 amino acids. The transcript is spliced from 7 exons. Gene Ontology annotation, cellular component: membrane; cytoplasm. Gene Ontology annotation, molecular function: scavenger receptor activity. The record is from RefSeq and is a predicted model, not a curated record.
AGCUUAUGAGCUUCGUGAGUCGAUCAUUCUCGCGUGAGCUUCGAGCUCGAGUAGUUUGAUAGAGACAAUAGCAGUUGGAGCGUACACGAUCCAAGGGAUAUUUAACUGCAAAAAUUCAAAAUUGCUAAAAUCAUCGGUGCGAACGCAGUCGACGUAAUCGCGGACUAUUUCAACCGAUCCAAGAUAUUCAAAUUCGUCCAGGAUUAUUCGAUCGUUCGGUUGAUAAAAAAAAGUGUCAAGAUGCAGAGGAUGAUGAAGUUCGGUAUCGGCGGAGUGAGCCUGUUCACUUUCGGAGUCCUGUUUGGCUGGGUGCUGUUCCCGAUGCUCUUGAAAACCAUGAUUCAUAAACAAAUAGCGUUGAAGGACGGAGGCCCUACCCGCGCCCUGUGGAGCAAAUUUCCGUUCGCGCUCGAGUUUAGAGUCUAUUUGUUCAACGUCACGAAUGCGGAGGAGAUCAAGAACGGAGCCAAGCCGAUACUCAAUCAAGUUGGGCCGUACUUUUUCGAAGAAUGGCAAGAGAAGGUGAAUCUCGAAGAUCGCGAAGAGGACGACACGGUGGAGUACGCCAUCAAGAACAAAUGGAUCUUCGUGCCGGAAAUGAGCGAGGGACUGACCGGCGACGAGGAGCUCAUGCUGCCGCACGUCUUCAUCCUCGUCAUGAUCAUGGGAACCGUGAGAGACAAACCAGCCGCACUGCCCAUCGUGAACAAAGCCGUUAACAGCAUAUUCAAGAAUCCCUCGAACGUCUUCGUGAAGGCGAAGGCCAUGGAUCUGAUGUUCAACGGGCUGCCGAUCGACUGUCGGGUGUCGGACUUUGCCGGCACCGCCGUCUGCGCCGAGCUCAAGAAGCAGGCCGAGCUGGGUAACCUGCAAAUCGAAGGCCCGGAUCAGUACAGAUUUUCUCUCCUCGGAGCGAAAAACGAUACGCCCGCCGCGAAGCGCGUGCGCGUUCUGCGCGGCAUCAAGAAGCUCAACGACGUCGGCGUGGUCGUCGGGUUCGACGGCAGGUCCAACAUAUCGACGUGGGACGACGACUUUUGCGACCGGUUCAACGGCACCGACGGCACGAUCUUCCAUCCGUGGCUGUACGAGAACGAGGACGUCGUGUCGUUCGCGCCCGAUCUCUGCCGCAGCCUCAGCACGACCUUUCAACAGCACACCAGCGUGGCGGGUCUGAAGACAAAUCGAUACGUGGCGUUUUUGGGCGAUCCCCAGCAGAGCCCCGAGCAGAGAUGCUACUGUCCUGCGCCGGACAAGUGCCUCAAGGCCGGAGUCAUGGAUCUGCACAAGUGCCUGGGUGCGCCCAUGGUCGCGUCGCAUCCGCACUUCUAUCUCGGCGACAAAGAGUACCUAAGCAUGGUCGACGGCCUGAAUCCUUCCGAGGAGAAUCACGGGAUAUUUCUGGACUUCGAGCCGUUCACCGGCUCGCCUCUGAGCGCUCGCAAGCGCCUCCAGUUCAACAUCUUCAUCACCAAGGUCGACAAGUUCAAGGUCAUGAAGAACUUCCCGGACGCGUUGCUGCCGCUGUUCUGGGUCGAGGAGGGCGUCGUGAUGCCCGACUGGCUGCUCAAGCAGGUCAAGAUGGGCCACACCAUGGUGAAGAUCGUCAAGUACAUGAAGUGGACGAUGGUCCUGGGCGGACUGGGCCUGUGCGCGUUCGCCGGCUAUCUCUACUAUCAGGGCCAGAGGAAGGCCGUCGAGAUCGAGCGGGUCGAGGCCAACGGCGCGAUGAAGCCGGGCAGCACCGAGAAAAUCGCGCCCCUCAACGUGAGUUCGCUGCACUCGGUGCGAGUACCGGUCAUGGUCGAUUGAAUGAUUCGACGAGAGUAAA